Molecule: messenger RNA, 3895 nt
Organism: Protopterus annectens (West African lungfish)
Lineage: Eukaryota; Metazoa; Chordata; Ceratodontiformes; Protopteridae
Gene: PBX3
Product: PBX homeobox 3
Exons: 9
Coding region: 906-2207 (433 amino acids)
Biological process (GO): neuron development; eye development; animal organ morphogenesis
Cellular component (GO): nucleus
Molecular function (GO): RNA polymerase II cis-regulatory region sequence-specific DNA binding; DNA-binding transcription factor activity, RNA polymerase II-specific
Source: RefSeq, a predicted model, not a curated record
UAAUCUUUCAUGGUUUAUAAAACAAAAUGAAUCUUAUUAUGUAAUUAGGAGUACUCGUUCAGGUAUUUGAUUGUAAAAGAAAUACUGCUUUAUUUGUUGGUAUUUCUGCGAGUGGGCACAGGAGCCCUCCUCUUGGAGGCGGGGCCUGCAUUUUUUAUUUAUAUUUUCUAAUUUCUCUCCUCCUUUAAACUCUGACACGUCUGCAGUGAGUGAGUGGCAUUGGCAGACUGUCAAUCCCUCACCAAAGCGGCCAUCAAACAACAUAAAACACACACAGUCAGAGAGCUGGGCUCAUAAAUUUCAGCUGGCUGAUUUUUUUGCACAUUGCUUUACAGCAUGUAAUUAAUUUUUUUACAGUUCUCCCCUUUUCCUCUUUCCUAAACAAGCAAAAACUUUUGAUGGCUAUUGAUAUUAGCAGUUAUAGGGGAUUUUUUACAUUAUUUUUAUUAUGAUUUCUUGGCUUUGCAGGUUUUGCAUCCUGCUAACUUCCUAAGGAUUUUGGACAAGUUUACAAGACGAUUUGGACCGGGGGAAAAGAAUUUUAAGAAGACUGCAUGUGUAGUAAGAAAUUACAAGAAACGUGUCAGUUAUUUGUCAAGAUUGCGACCACCAAGAGAAAAAAACCAAAUCAAGAAGACUACAAUUAAGACAGUGAAAGAUUCCCAACACUGUAGGGAAAUAGGAAUAAAACCAAUAUCAAUUUCCAUGAAUAAAGGCUGAUCGCUUAUAUUCUAAAGAAAAAAAAUCGAGAAACCAGGAACUGAAACUGACUACAACACUGGCAGCUUAGAAAAGAAAUAUUUUCUAUCACAAUAAAUGUGCUUAACUGUGUGAUUUGAAAAACAAAUCUUUUGUCUUUUACUUUGAGCUGGGAAAAUAAACUGCAUUGUGUGUUGCGGCGGAGCAUGGACGAUCCGUCCAGGAUGAUGCAGACACUUGGCGGUGUAAAUCUGGCUGGUCACUCGGUGCAAGGGGGUAUGCCUCUUCCUCCUCCCCAUGGGCACGAAGGGGCAGACGGGGACGGCAGGAAACAGGACAUCGGGGACAUCCUUCAUCAGAUCAUGACUAUUACUGACCAGAGUCUGGACGAAGCACAAGCAAAGAAGCAUGCGUUGAAUUGCCACAGAAUGAAACCCGCAUUAUUCAGUGUUUUAUGUGAAAUAAAGGAAAAAACAGGUCUCAGCAUAAGAGGUGCCCAGGAAGAAGACCCUCCAGAUCCCCAGCUAAUGAGACUGGACAACAUGCUUUUGGCAGAAGGCGUCUCAGGGCCAGAGAAAGGUGGUGGUUCAGCAGCGGCAGCGGCUGCAGCAGCAGCAUCUGGCGGUUCUUCUGAUAACUCUAUAGAACACUCAGAUUACAGAGCAAAACUGAGUCAAAUCAGACAAAUAUACCACACAGAACUGGAGAAAUAUGAACAGGCAUGUAAUGAAUUCACAACCCAUGUGAUGAAUCUUCUUAGAGAACAAAGUCGAACACGACCGAUAUCUCCAAAGGAGAUUGAAAGGAUGGUGGGCAUAAUUCAUCGAAAGUUCAGCUCUAUUCAGAUGCAGUUGAAACAAAGCACUUGUGAAGCAGUUAUGAUUUUGCGGUCAAGGUUCCUUGAUGCCAGGCGAAAGCGACGGAACUUCAGCAAGCAGGCGACAGAAAUUUUGAACGAAUAUUUCUACUCACACCUUAGCAACCCUUACCCUAGCGAAGAGGCCAAAGAAGAACUGGCAAAGAAAUGUAGCAUUACAGUAUCACAGGUAUCCAACUGGUUUGGCAACAAGAGAAUCAGGUACAAGAAAAACAUCGGGAAAUUUCAAGAAGAAGCAAAUCUUUAUGCUGCCAAAACUGCUGUAAAUGCAGCUCAUGCAGUAGCAGUAGCUGUGCAAAACAAUCAGACAAACUCUCCUACCACGCCUAACUCGGGUUCUUCUGGUUCUUUUAACCUCCCAAAUUCUGGGGAUAUGUUCAUGAACAUGCAGAGUCUGAAUGGGGAUUCUUACCAGGGGUCCCAAGUCGGAGCCAAUGUGCAAUCACAGGUGGAUACCCUCCGUCAUGUUAUCAAUCAGACGGGCGGAUACAGUGACGGCCUGGGAGGUAAUUCACUGUACAGUCCACAUACUUUGAAUGCUAAUGGAGGAUGGCAAGAUGCAACUACUCCAUCUUCUGUGACUUCCCCAACAGAAGGGCCUGGAAGUGUGCACUCUGAUACCUCAAACUAAUCUCCUAGCAACAUCUAUUCCCAAGCUGAUAUGCCUUGAUUAGCACAUUCUGACCAACGGGAGAAAGAAGAAUGGUUUUCAUUAAGCAGCUACAAACUGCAUUACUGUAAAACCCUUUGUCUUUUGACAAUUUAGCUAAUAAGGCUGAAGAAGCCGUGUCUUUCUAAAAUCCUUUUAAAUAUGUAUGUAUAUAUUAAUAUAUAUAUAUUUUACAUAUACCUUGAAAAACACUCGUGUAAAGGUCAACCCUGUCUUUUCAAAUGCCUCCACCUCUGGUUAUUUCCAUGUUGCCUCUUUUGUACUGGACUGCUGUUUUCUUUUGCAUUGGCUUGUUUACUUUUAUUCACUUGUUUGAAGCACCUUAGUUAAGAAUAUGGCAUUCUUGCAAUUUCCGUAUCCUGAAUGUGCAUAUAGACCAACAUGCAAAAUUUUCCUUUCUUAUGUUUUUUUUUUUUUUUUCGUUAAAAGUGCAGUGUUACAUGUCUGUUCCUUUCACUGUUUUACUUUUCCUUUUUUAAAUAGGUUUGGCUUGGUGACCACUAGAAUAUUUUCUCUUACCAAAACUGAUAAUCUUUCUGUGAGAAAACUUGCAGUGGCACAAUAAAUGAUAACAACAUUGCUGCUUUAUUUUUAUAAUGAAGUUGAGGUUUUACAGUAUCCAUAGGGUACUGCAGACAUACUUGCUGACCUCUCCUUCCUCUUGGUAACAGAAAGGCACCAAUCAUAUGGAGUAUUGUAUAUAGUGUAGCAAAAGAGUAUUUAUACAUCUCACCAAUCAAAACAGCUUUAUUACCUCAUGCGAGCUCAUUCAAACCAAUAGAAUUUCAACAUGUUCUGUAGCUUAGAGUGCUCACUUACUACCUCUGAACAAUACUCACGCUAUAGUUUGUCUAUUUCUUACUGUAUCUUUUUGCAUCUUGUAAUUAACUCUUUUUUUUUCAUGUAAUGUAAUAUACAUUGUAAUCUUUUAAAAAAAUCAGGGUUGCAACUGCAACUUUUAAAAAGCUAAAGUGAAAACAUUUGGUCUUAAUCUAAAAAACAGUAAAACUGUUGUAAAUACUGAAAACAUUUUGAAUGUUAUUCAUCUUGUUACUUACUAAUCCACACAAAAACAAAAGAAAUAAAAAAAAUACUUGUAAUGCAUACAGAUUUCAGUAUUCAGUACUGUAUAUUUCACCCUGUAUAACAGGGAACCCUUUCUUUUUCUCUUUUGUAUUGUAUGCGAUUAUGAAAUGAUUGAGUCAUGAAAAUAAUUUGUGGCAGUGAUUCUAAUGUAUUAAAAUGUUUCGUGUUACUUUCUAACUGGAUUACACCCUGGAUUGAAAAGUCUUCCUUGUGGUAGCUAUAUGUAGUUUCAAACAUGAAUAAACUUUUUGCUUUCAUGAUCAAACAGUGAUGUACAUGUGUUUCCCUUGCACAUAAAGCUUUAAAUAACAUUUUGCACAUUCCUGCCUCUAAGAUGUAAUGAAUCAUAUGAAGUCAUUUUUUAAACAGCAAAUAUUUUUUCUCUUGAUAGUUUUCUUAGAUCUUAAUACCAUUUUGUGUUUCAUAGUAAUUUAAUUGGGAAGUGAAAUGUUAUUCAGAUCUCUUGUUGGGAAAAGAGGUUUAAUUUUAAGAUCUGUGGUUUGGCUAGUAACUGUUAUGUCACAUAAAAUAAAAUUAAUGCACUAUGGUUGUAAUUAAAUAUA